AUGGGACAAGUGUCGAAUUUCUUGAUCGACAUUCGCAAUGAGUGGGCGGUGCAAGCUUUGGUCCUCUUCAGCUUCACUCUCCAAGUCAUCCUCCUCUCGCUCGCAUGGAUCCGUCGGCACAGCGUCUCCGUUGCUGCGAGGCUGGUCCUGUGGAUGGCGUACCAGCUGGCCGACGCCACCGCGCUCUUCACCCUCGGCCACAUGGCCAUCAGCAGCCGGACGCGGGAGGAGCAGGUGUUCAUGGCGUUCUGGGCGCCAUUUCUCCUGCUGCACCUCGGCGGCCAGGACAACAUCACGGCCUACUCGUUCGAAGACAAUCGGCUCUGGCUGCGCCACCUGCAAACUCUCGUCAUGCAGGUAUUGGGAGCUUCCUAUGUCCUCUACAAGUAUAUGCCUGAGAAGGAGGAUCCGGUCGUGGCCGCCGCGGCGCUCAUCUUCGCGGUGGGCAUCCUCAAGUACGGCGAGAGGAUAUGGGCGCUUCAGUGUGCGAGAUUCGAUAGCAUUGCCAAGUCCUUGGACCAGCAGGAUGCUAGCAUCCGGGAAACCCAAGGUGACAAGAUUCUUGGCGAUGUGCUGCAACACCGGUCCAGCAUGGACGUGGAGGACGUUCUGAUGGCUGCUCACGGCCUGCUGGAUGUUUGCCAGGGGGUGUUCAUCGGACUGAGGGACGGGUCGAGAAGCUACGUGAGGCAUGUGCUGCAGUCCUUCCAGAUGUGCGAUCUUCUUGACAAGUUGAUGGAGAUGGAGCUGUCCCUGAUGUACGACACCCUCUACACCAAGGCGACCGUGAUCCACACAUGGUACGGAUGCUGCGUCCGUGUCGUCGCGCUGGUGGCCACCGCGGCCGCGUUCUUCCUGUUCCAGCUGAGCAGCUUGCUGUUGCUGGAUGGCCACAGCAGGAAGAACAUCGCCGUCAGCCAAAUCCUGCUGUCCGGGGGACUGCUCCUGGAGGUGAUAUCCAUGGUGAGGGCAGUCGGGUCCACCUGGACGCUGCUCUUCUUGCACACCAGACGAUGGCAGUGGCUCUACGACGAGCUUCUCUCCCUCCGCCGCGUCUUCGGAGUGGCGGAGCACAGGAGGUGGUGCGGCUCCAUUGGCCAGUACAACUUCCUCACCGCCUGCGCCCAUGACACCGCCGCCAUGGCAGCAGGGCUGCACGCGCGAGAGAAAGGCGAGCAGAUCGGCUCGCUCCGUGGCCUCAGCACGCUGAGGAGACUCAGGCUGGACACCCAUGUCCGCUGGACCAUCGAGGACGUCGGCUUCGAGGACAGCAUCAUGGCGUGGCAUCUCGCCACGGACAUCUGCCUCUUCGGCGACCGGAGCAACCAGCGAGAUCUUGUGGAAGCAAUCCGGGUGCUGUCCAACUACAUGAUGUUCCUCCUCGCCCUCCGCCGCUUCAUGCUGCCGGGCCCCGUUCGUCGCAGCCGCUACGAGCUGGUCCGGGAUGACUUGUAUAGCUUCAUGAGGCAGGACAUGUCGCCGUCGCCGGAGGACCGUCUGGACUGGGCUCUUCGCAAGGGGUUCCAUGCUUACCUCAACCUCAACUCCGGUGGCGGCCAUGCAGAGUUCCAUGCCGGAGUGAGGCUCGCCGCCCUGCUCUACCACCGGCACGACAGGCUUGAUGUCAUCUUCGGCGUGUGGGUGGAGAUGCUGUGCUAUGUUGCCAACAACUGCAGCACAGAGUCUCACGCCAGGCAGCUCAGCUGUGGCGGCGAACUCGUCACCAUCGUCUGGCUUAUGGCACGGCACGUUGACAUGUCCUAA
Messenger RNA from Oryza brachyantha (malo sina), 1764 nucleotides. RefSeq lists its product as uncharacterized. The record is from RefSeq and is a predicted model, not a curated record. NCBI's taxonomy places the organism in Eukaryota, Viridiplantae, Streptophyta, Magnoliopsida, Poales, Poaceae. The transcript has 2 exons. The coding region runs from base 1 to 1764 and encodes 587 amino acids.